Messenger RNA from Petromyzon marinus (sea lamprey), 5090 nucleotides. Its product is annotated as protein bicaudal D homolog 2-like. Lineage: Eukaryota; Metazoa; Chordata; Hyperoartia; Petromyzontiformes; Petromyzontidae. Gene Ontology annotation, molecular function: dynactin binding; cytoskeletal adaptor activity; dynein complex binding. Gene Ontology annotation, cellular component: Golgi apparatus; cytosol. Gene Ontology annotation, biological process: regulation of microtubule cytoskeleton organization; microtubule anchoring at microtubule organizing center; protein localization to organelle. The record is from RefSeq and is a predicted model, not a curated record.
GGAGCCGGCACGUUCACCCUGCAGUUCUCCACAACGGCCAAUGAGGGCACGCUACCUACACGCCUCUAGACCGAAGUGGCAACUUCCCUGGGCUGUUCUCUCUCUCUCUCUCACUGCUUUCACUUCACGCGUACGUCGCGCGUGCGUGCGCGUGCGUGCGCUUUUGACGUACCGCAGUCUUCCGCGUAGGCUCACAGGCUCACACACACACACAGACACACGCAGAGAGAGAGAGACACACACGGCAAGGCAUGAACGCAGACUCGCUCCGAGUCUCGUCUCGGAUUCGGCUCGGCUGACACCCCACGUGGAUUCACGCGCACAAUCAGCCAAAGCACGUGGACUUCGCAGAGUGACCCAGGAAUGACUUGACGCUCACACGCAAAGCGCAGACUCACGUCGACUCGGCGCAGGUCACAGGUGGACCAAGAGGGCGCAACAGCAAGCCCCGACGUCGGACUCAACAACGCAGGUCGCACAAAAGUUCGCGUGCGGUGCGCGCGGCACGCGCUCGCACUCCGCCAUAGACUCACGUCACACCGACUUAAAGACUCACGCAGUCGCACGCAAGCUGAGACUCGGUGACACACACACGCACACACAAGCUAUGGGUGACAACACGCAAGCUAAGACUCGGUGACACACACACAAGCUAUGUGUGACAACACGCAAGCUGAGACUCGGUGACACCCACACUUGAGCGUAGACUCGGUGACACGCGCAUUCACGCAUCGAGUCGUCACACAGGCGUCGUCACACGUGGCACGCUCACAACGCCCGUCGCUCCCCAUCUCGCUCGCGUCAACGCCUCUCAACACUUCAUCAUCACAGACUCACACGCGCCACGCUCACAGUUUGGCCCUGAGCCUCCCCUUACAAAGCAGCAACUCCUGUGCACACGAGGAAGAACGGCGCUGGAUCAUCAUGUAGAGGGGUAGAGGGGGGUGUGGUGGUGGUUGGUGGGUGUGAUCGUGAAGAUAAUUCCAAGUUCGGGACGGCUAAACCUAACUUAGAAACAGACACGGUUACCGUCACAGACAAGCCUGUCGAUUUUAUAUAUGUAUAGUAAAAAUAUAUUAUAUAUAUAGAGAAAGAGAGAGCUCGUGGAACUUAAAUGCGUAGCCAUGGACGGAGAAGAACUGAACUCUGCGUCGGAGGAGCGAGAGAGCAGCGGUAGCUCCUCGGCGGAGUCGCCGGAGCAAAGGCGGCGUCAGGGGGCCACGAUGCCGCGCAACGCCUCCUCCUCCUCCUCGUCUCCCUCCUCGUCCUCCUCCUCCUCGGAGGGGUCUCUCCGGGCUGAGCUGGAGCGGCUGAGUCGCGAGCUGGCUUCGAGCAGCAGGGAGAAGGUGCAGGCUGCCGAGUACGGCCUGGCCGUGCUGGAGGAGAAGCAGGCGCUGCAGGAGCGUUGCGACGCGUUCGAACAGGCGUACGAGGCGAUGCGCGCAGAGAUGGACCUGCUCAAGGAGGCCCUGGGCCAGAUGUACUGCAGUCAGCGGCAGACUGUGGCGGAAGGGGCGACGCGCGAGGAGUUCCUCCUGGACGAGUCGGCGGGGAAGGACGCGUUCUACCUCUCAGAGUUCCUGCGCCUGGAGGGGGAAGUGCGUCACUCGCGCACGACACUCAGCAACGCGCAGGCCGAAGCCCAGCGGCUCGACUGCCUCACCCUGGGCCUCAGCGAGAGCGUCCAGGAGCUGCAGUCGGAGAGAGGUCUCCUGCGGGAGGAGCUCAAGCAGUACAAGCUCCAGGAGGCCCGGCUGCUGCAGGACUUCAGCGAGCUGGAAGAGGAGAACAUCUCCCUGCAGAAGCAGGUCUCCACUCUCAAACAGAACCAGGUGGAGUACGAAGGCCUCAAGCUGAAAAUCCGGCAGCUGGAGCAGGAGGUGGAGUUCAUCAACAGCCAGCAGGAGGAGGCCCUCCGCCUCAAGUCCAUGGCCGAGAAGCAGCUGGAGGAGAGCCUCGAGGUGCUCGCCGCGGAGCGCGAGCAGAAGAGCCUCCUGCGCAAGGAGUUUGCCCACCUCUCCGGUUUCGGGGACGGGGCGAUCGCCCUCGGCGUCCCCCCGGCCGACGCCUCGUCGCCGGAGCGGCCGGAGCUCGACGACGACGCGACGACGGCGAACGGCCACGUCCCGGGGGCUCGCCAGAUGAAGGGGCGUUGCUCGCCCGGCGAUCGCCGGAGCUGGGACGGCAGGGCGCCAGCUCCCGGCGUCGUCUCGGAUCUGCUGAGCGAGCUGCGCUUCACCGAGAUCCAGAAGCUGCAGCAGCAGCUUGCGCAGGUUGAAAUGGAAAAUAACGGUCUUCAGGCACACCUGCAGGAAUGCCAGAAGGCCCUGGCACAGACGGAAGAGACUCUCAGCAAUCAGCGAGAACUUCUCAACCAAGUGACUCAUUUCAAGGGUGACAGCAAUGGAAACGUGGAGAACGGAAACCGUGGAAUUUACCCGGCCGCGCCGGAACAUUCCGUGGGAAACCAUGGGACGGACGGCGUUAACGGCAAAGCAGCGCGGAGAGACUGCUCCGACGGGGAGAUCGCUUCUCUGCAAGAAAAACUCCUGGACCUCGAGUCGCGAGAGGGCAACGUCGCGGAGAAGCUGUCAUCGAUGCAAGAGCGGGAGAGGAAACUGCGGGAUCUGGUGAAGGUGACGCGGCAGGAGCUCAACGCGGCCCAGGAGGAAUUGGUGCUGUUCAGCGAGGACCUUGCCAACAUCUACAACCGCGUGUGCAUGCACAACAAUGAAAUGCCCGAGCGCGUCAUGCUGGACUACUACAAGAACGGCGGCGGAGAGGAGCCCAGCGCCGUGGAGGGCGACGCCGACUCGUCGCACGACGGGCCGCCCGGCCCUCUCCGCCCGGCCGCGAUCGCCGAUCCUCCCGGCGGCCCCGGCGCGGUGCCGCCGUCCCCGCUGUCGUCGGUCCGGGCCGAGCCCAUGGGCGUCGGCAGCCUGACGGCCGUCAUCCGUUCGCAGGCGAGCCGCCUGCAGGGCGCCGUGGAGCGCGCCCUCGAGGUGUCGUGCCAGCGGUCGGCGGCGCGCGACGAGGAGGCGCUCUCCGCCGGCAAGGACAAGGGGGCGCUGGCGCAGGAGGUGCUGAAGCUCAAGUCGCUGCUCAACACCAAGCGCGAGCAGAUUCAGACGCUGCGCAUCGUGCUCAAGGCCAACAAGCAGACCGCGGAGGGUGCGCUCUCCAACCUGAAGAGCCGAUACGAGAACGAGAAGUGCCUGGUGAUGGAGACGGUGGUCAAGAUGCGCAACGAGCUGAAGGCUCUCAAGGAGGACGCGAUCACCUUCUCCUCGCUGCGCAACAUGUUCACCACUCGGUGCGACGAGUACGCGUUGCAGCUGGACGACAUGCAGCGCCAACUGCUGGCGGCGGAGGACGAGAAGAGGACGCUCAACUCGCUGCUGCGCAUGGCGAUCCAGCAGAAGCUGGCGCUGACGCAGCGCCUCGAGGACCUGGAGAUGGGACGGCCGGAGCACGGCCGGCACGCUCACCACCCCGGCCACACCAAGGUGCGCCCCGGGCCACCUUCCUCCCCUCUCCCACCCGAGCAUCGGUGAUCAUCCUCCUCCUCCUCCUCCUCGGUGAUUGAUUUCUCACGAGGGGUCUGACUGGUUGCCGGGAGCACCGUGGCGAGUGGCCACAGCCAUGGCCGUAUUAUUCAAGAGACCGCGGUAGGCACUGUGCCUCGUGCCUACGAAAACUAAAGGACCUAUGAAAAAAAAAAAACGUGACCAUGUUUUUUGUUGUUGUUUGUGUGAUAAAACAUUUUAACCAACAUAUUUUCUUGAAAAAAUAUAUUUACAUAGCAAGAAUAGGCACAGUGAAUAUACAAAGAGGCAGCAUAGUCAUGUCAAUCGUUUUUUUUUCAUAAGGUGAGAGAAAUUAACACAGGAGCAAUAAGAUCUUAAAAUCGUUUUUCGUUGUGCAAUUUCAUUCUCAAUCGGGAGUAGUGCAAGGGAAGACAACGCGUUAUCACUGAAGUUAUCACUGAAGUUAUCACUGAAGUUAUCACUGAAGUGCCUAGGGCCUGCAGGAACCUUAAUUAUUUUCUUCGAUUCCAUGAAUGAGUUUUUGGUAAAUGUGGGAGGAAUCCGUAGGAACCAGAGCAAACCAGGAACAUCGCUGUGGUAUGCGAGGGGGUGGCAGGCAGCAUCCUCACGUCGACAGCACCACAUGUCAAGCCCUGGAAGCCAAUCACCCAUCCAGAUUAGCGCGCAGGCUUUCGCGACCAAUAUUAUCCAUGAUACAGUUGUUUUGGGCUAGAUCGCACAAAUAUAAAUGUGUCGUUAAACCCGCCACCACCGACACAGCCAAUUAGUAAGGUUUGUCACGUAAACAAAACAUGCCAAUUAGUUACUAGUUGAGCACACCGGUUGUGUGUUGGGAGAGUAAACCCACGACAACAUAUACAAUUCGAGGACCGUGACAUUUCGCCGUUAAUUACAACAACCGGCAUCAUCAGGCAACAGGCAGAGUUGUGGAGAAGGCCUCUUCCUGCUCCGGUCUUAAAUAGAUACUUACCAGACCCGACCCAGGGUGAUUUGUUCGUACGUUUAAGCCGCGAUGCAGGUUUCAGCAUUUCGCGGACAACUAACUGUUGCUUGUGUCUUUGACAGUGCUGAGUGGCCAUCGAUGAGGUGCGAGGGCUCUCAGACUUAACAGCACAAAGGUCACGACCUUCGUGCUCCGCCCGACGGUUCGUUGCCUCGGUUGCAGAGGCUCGCGCGCUUGGAACCGCGGACGUUGAAAGAGACCCCCCCCCACCCCCGCUCCGUGAGAUUAUUUGACAAAGGGCGGGCCUCGAUUGCCGGCGUCACGGCCCAAAUGAGUCAAGUGAGAAGAAUUACCUUGCAAAUGACUCCGUCGGGAGACACGGCAGCAGUGAAGUUGCCCCCCACCCACCGCGAACGUUAACAAGACCCUGCUGAAGAGUGUUGAGACUCGAUGAAGCAUGCCAGAGUUGACUAAGUGUGUCAUUUUUCGUGCAAAUAAAUAAAUCACGAACAAUUAUCCGAACGUACCAAAGACGAAGGGGCUACUGCAUUUUCCUGCAUAGAUUUCAAUAUUGUUUUUAAUACGUGUAAGAUAUAUAU